AUUUCUCACUACUCUUCUUCAAUUGCAUUUUGCAUUUUGUAUUUUGUUCUUGAGAGAGAAAUAGAGAAACAAACGCCUUUCUCUCUCUAAAAAACACAACAAUCAACGUAUACAGAAUUACACACACAUCGCACCGGAAGAAAUACAGAACCAUGACUUCCGACAACCACACCGAAAGAAACGCCAUUUUCCGCAAGCUCAAACAAAAGCCGGAGAAUAAGAUGUGUUUCGAUUGCAAUGCUAAGAAUCCAAAUUGGGCAUCGAUUACCUAUGGGAUCUUCCUUUGUAUUGAUUGUUCGGGGGUUCAUCGAAGCCUCGGCGUCCAUGUCAGCUUCGUCAGGUCUACGAAUAUGGAUUCAUGGACUCCUGAUCAAUUGAAAAUGAUGACCUUUGGUGGAAAUAACCGUGCUCAAGUUUUCUUUAAACAACAUGGAUGGACUGAUGGAGGCAAGAUUGAGGCCAAAUACACCUCAAGAGCUGCUGAGUUAUACAGGCAAUUACUCUCCAAAGAAGUUGCUAAAAGCAAUCCAGAAGACGUAGGCCUGCCUUCAUCACCUGUUGCUGCCCUGUCAUCAAAACCUUGUAAUGAAUUUUCUGAUUUUAACAUCAUUGAAGAACCAAAAGUAGCUUCCUCGAAUGAUGCUCCAAAUGGAAGUUUUGUGAAAACUGUAACCCCUGAGGUUUCUGCUUCACCAAGAGCCUCUCACACAACUGCGACGAUGACUAUGAAGAAGUCUCUAGGUGCCAAAAAAACUGGCAAGACAGGUGGGCUAGGUGCUAGAAAGCUUACUACCAAGCCAAGUGAAAGCCUUUAUGACCAGAAGCCUGAAGAACCACCUGUACAGGUUUCUUCUGCUAACUCUUCAAGCAGUAGCACCCCAGUAGUGAGUUCAUCAUAUAAAUCCCGAUUUGAGUAUACAGACAAUGGACAACCUACUGAGAUGAGUGCUGAAGGUGCUCGUCUUAGCCAUGUUUCACCUCCUAAGUCUUCCAACUUUUUUGCUGAAUAUGGCAUGGAAAGUGGCUUCCCAAAGAAAAGCAGCUCCAACUCAUCAAAAGUGCAAGUUGAAGAAAACGAUGAAGCGAGAAAGAAGUUUUCUAAUGCAAAAUCUAUAUCAUCAGCUCAGUUUUUUGGUGUUCAGAACAAAUCUAGUGACUUGGAGGCAUCAGUUUCAUUGCAGAAGUUCUCGGGGUCAUCGUCAAUUUCGAGUGCCGAUUUCUUUGGUAACGAUUCGAGUUCUGCUAUUGACCUUUCAGCAAGUGAACUCAUUAAUAAGCUGUCUUUCCAGGCACAGCAAGAUAUCUCCUCUCUGAAGAGCAUGGCAGGAGAAACUGGGAAGAAGUUAAGCUCCAUGGCAUCCUCUUUAUUAACAGAUCUUCAGGACAGAAUUCUCUGAUGAUAUAUGAUAGAGACAAUAUAAUUGUAUUUUUUUUUCUUACAUUAAAACAAAGGUUUGUUGCAAAUUAUUACCUGCCCAUAUAUUUUAUGUAGUGUAUUAUGUAGAGAAGAGCCUUCUUUCUUAAACUGAGUUAUAAUAUUUGGAACUCCAGAGUUUUAAGAUAUUUUUGUCCCUUGUUUUAUUUCCUAGUUGGUUUUGAUGAUGC
Molecule: messenger RNA, 1605 nt
Organism: Erythranthe guttata (spotted monkey flower)
Lineage: Eukaryota; Viridiplantae; Streptophyta; Magnoliopsida; Lamiales; Phrymaceae
Product: putative ADP-ribosylation factor GTPase-activating protein AGD8
Biological process (GO): COPI coating of Golgi vesicle
Molecular function (GO): GTPase activator activity
Source: RefSeq, a predicted model, not a curated record